AUGGUACAUGGUUCAUGUGGUCCAUACAACAAGAAUUCACCUUGCAUGAAGAAUGGAUCCUGUUCAAAGUUCUAUCCCAAAGAAUUUAGACAGCGAACACUCAUUGAUGAAGCCGGAUUUCCUAAAUAUAGGCAUACUGAUAACGGUCAAACAGUGAAGAAAAGGGAAUGUGUACUAGACAAUAAGUUGAUUGUUCCGUAUAAUCCAGAAUUGUUGCUCAAGUUCGGGUGCCACAUAAAUGUAGAAUAUACAUGCCAAACAAGUUCUAUUAAGUAUCUGUUUAAGUAUAUACACAAGGGUAAUGACCGCGUAACAGCUACUCUAUACAACGCUGGUGAUCCAUCAGAAGCCACACAAGUUGUUGAUAAAAUUAGGAAUUACUACGGUUGUAGGUACAUUUCGGAUGAGCAACCUGUGGUUUAUGGUGAAACUUCUAAUGUGAAUGAUAUCAUUAAAAGAGCAAUAUCUCAUAAGUCUAAUGUUUUGGGAUGGAUGGCGGCGAACAUGUCAUAUCCCUAUGCUCAAAGUCUGACCUAUGCUGAGUUUUCAACCAAGUUUGUUUGGAAGGAUGAUGCUUCAAAGUGGUUUCCUCGAAAGCAAGCUUCGCAAUUGGAAGAGUUAACCAUGUCAGAUGAUGAGAUUAAGCAGUUGUGCUUAAUAGAUAUAGACAAGAUCUUACAUUCCUAUGGUAAAACCUUAAAAGACUAUCCUCUUAUGCCUUUAGCAACUGAAGUUGAUAAUUCUUUGUUAACCGAAAGGAUUAUCAGGGAAGAGCUAAACUUUAACAGGGAUGAUUUAAAGAAAAAUACCUCAGACAUGUUAGCCAUUGCAACACUUGAGCAGAAAUAUGCAUUCGAUAAAAUUGUUAAAGCUGUGUAUUGUGAUGAAGGGAGUUUUUUCUUUGUGUAUGGUCAUGGGGAUACUGGAAAAAUAUUUCUCUGGAAUUUUGUGUCUGCUGAGAUUCGCUCAAGGGGUGAUAUUGUUUUAAACGUUGCUUCGAGUGGUAUUGCAUCUUUACUUCUUCCCAAUGGAAGAAAGGCACACUCAAGAUUCAAAAUACUGCUGAACAUAACUGAGGAUUCUGUAGUAACAUCAAACCUGGCAUUUGAUGAGUUUGUUCAUUUUUCUUAUCCAAAUAUUUUGGAUAACAUCUCCUCAAAGGAUUUUUUAAAGCAAGAACUAUAUUGGCUCCCACACUGGACAUCGUUGAAGAGCAUAAAUUGCUCUGGUUUGCCUCCACAUAAAUUAAUACUCAAUGUUGGUGUUCCGGUGAUGUUACUAAGAAAUAUUGACCAAUCCAGUGGUCUUUGUAAUGAUACAAGGCUACAAGUUAGGAAGCCUGGAAAUCAUGUCAUAGAAUGUGAAGUCUUAACGGGUAACAAUGUUGGUCAUAUUGCUUUAAUUCCAAGAAUGAAUAAUGUACCAACAAAUGAAACCGUCCUAGUUAGAUUCCAAUAA
Messenger RNA from Arachis ipaensis, 1458 nucleotides. RefSeq lists its product as uncharacterized. NCBI's taxonomy places the organism in Eukaryota, Viridiplantae, Streptophyta, Magnoliopsida, Fabales, Fabaceae. Gene Ontology annotation, molecular function: DNA helicase activity. The record is from RefSeq and is a predicted model, not a curated record. Gene Ontology annotation, biological process: DNA repair; telomere maintenance.